Molecule: messenger RNA, 3114 nt
Organism: Eriocheir sinensis (Chinese mitten crab)
Lineage: Eukaryota; Metazoa; Arthropoda; Malacostraca; Decapoda; Varunidae
Exons: 3
Coding region: 890-2482 (530 amino acids)
Source: RefSeq, a predicted model, not a curated record
UGGUGAUUAAAUAAAUAAAAUAGAACUCACUCUUUUCAUGUGAAACAAGGUAGGAUCUGGAUCUGGAUAUAUGAUGCGCAGGGCACCCGUACAGGUGCAUAACAUGCAUAUUUGUUGGGUGUUGGGGGGACGGGGGAGCCGGGUGUGCAGGGGAGGGAAGUGAAUCAAGUGUAAUUGUUAAGUGUUGGUGUGUUGCGGUGACAAGUGAUUGCGUAUUUGUUUUGUGAAUGAGUCUAUUGUAUUGCAGUCUAAAAUCUGAUGAGGGAGGUUGUUCCAGUCACGUAUGGUGCGUGGAAAGUAUGAGGUGCAGCUGCAUUCCUUAACUUCAUUGCUAUCAAUUUUCAAAAUAUAUAUAUAAAGGGAACAAGAGAUCCAGAAUGACAAGAUAUAUGCUAUGAGACGAGUAAGAUUUGUCUAGCUUGAGGAUGACUUCAGCCAAUAUAAUACCAAAGAUUCAGAGUAUGUAAGACUUCAGUUCUUCAUAUAAUUCACAUAUUCAGCUCUUCCCAACAAGGGGGCUUUGCACACCUUGACCCCUUUCUGAGGCAUUAAAAGAAAGGUGAAUAAACCUAAACCUCCUAGGACCUUUAAAAACGAGCUCGACUGUCACUUCCUUCAACUUAAUAUCAACUCGUUGAAGUGCAACGUUUUGGAGCCACCUGAUUAAUGUAGAGGCUUAAGGACAGACCACCUAGUCUGGACCAUGGGGUCUGUGUGGUCCAAUUUUCUAUGUAAACCUAUGUAAACGAGAGCUCUGAGUCUUGAGGGCCCCUCCAUCCACUUGUCUCCACAUUAAGCUGCAAUGGGCCACUCGCCCCCCUCAAGCUACGGUUAAACUAUAUAGUCACUGUUGCCCUUGGGCUGGAAGCCAGCCUUAUGCCUGGUGUACAUGGCAAGUGUUCACAGCCUUCACCCGCCUGAGGAUUGGCCACACCCGCCUCAACGCCCACCUGCACCCAGGACCCACACUGCCCAUGGUGCCCCACACCUCCUCCUCCGCUGCCCAAAAUUCCACUCCCUCUGCACCAACCUUACACAGAAGUUUGCCCAGCCUCGCCCCGAGUCCAGCCGCCUGCGCCUCUCCCGUAACACCUGUCUGACUCUCCAACGGGUCACCUUUGGGCUAGAGCAACAAAGCACUAGUCAGGUUGUGCCGAUAUUAAAGCCUGACUUUCCGAAGGGUCCCCUGUACAGCAGAACGACAACCAUGGAUAUGGGAAGCAAGGAGGACGGGGCCAAUAUUGUUGAGGCCCUGAUAGCUUGUUAUGAAGCAUACAAAUAUAUGGAGGAGAGAGACAAGAGAGAGAACAAACGAAGAAGAGAAUGGGUGAGGCCGUUGUUGCGCAGGAAAUCGAAAAAUGUGUUCAACAACCUGCUGAAGGAGAUGUGUUUGGAAGAUUCUCAUGCUUUUCAAGAAUUUCACAGAAUGUCAAGAGAAAACUUCACAGAACUACUGAGACUAGUGUCACCUCGAAUCAAGAGACAAGACACGAAGCUCAGAGAGUCGAUAUCACCUGCUCAACGCCUGUCACUUACACUUCGAUAUUUGGCCACAGGAGAAUCUCGGCGCUCCCUAGAGUUUCAGUAUAGGAUAAGCCACAGCCUGAUCUCCAGUAUUAUACCUGAAGUCUGUGAUGCCCUAUAUGCAACCCUGAAAGAAACAUACCUGAAGCUUCCCACAUCUUCAAGUGAAUGGCAAGAAGUGGCCAGCACCUUCAGCACUGCAUGGAACUUCCCUAACUGCCUAGGAGCCCUUGAUGGAAAACGGUUUCUUGCAAUAAAGUCAUCAAAUUCUGGCUCAGAAUACUAUGAUUACAAGUCCCAUCACAGUGUUAUUAUGCUAGCCCUAGUUGAUGCGGAGUACAAGUUUUUGUAUGUUGAUGUUGGUGCCCAGGGGCGUGCAAGUGAUGCUACUAUGUGGGAAAAAUGUAACCUUAGAAAAUACUUGGAAGAAAAAAAGCUUGAGGUACCAGGUGACGCAUCAUUGCCUAACUCGGAUUUACAAUCGCCUUACGUGAUUGUUGGCGAUGAUUGGUUUCCACUGAAAACAUACUUGAUGAAACCCUACCCAGGGAAAAACCUGACUGCUGACCGAAGGAUUUUCAAUUAUAGGUUGUCUCGUGCAAGGCGUGUCUCGGAAAAUGCAUUUGGUAUACUGGCAGCAAAGUUUCGUGUCUUCCAACAGCCUAUAAACUCAAAGCCAGAAUUUGUCAAUAAGAUCAUAUUUGCAGCUGUUGUUCUCCAUAACUUCCUGCGAGCAAAUUGUAAAGCACCCCUGCCUUCUGAAAUUAUGGGAAGGGAGGACACUGAAAAUGGGAUUAUCAUUCCGGCAAGAUUGCAAGAGGUAGGGGGAUUUGAGAGACUGCAAGCAGUUGGCAGGGGACAUGCAAAUGAGGCUAAAACUGUAAGAAAUAACUUCAAGAACUACUUCAUGACCAAUGGAAAAGUUGCAUGGCAAGAGAGAAUGGCUCUCCUACAUUAAUGUCUCAAGAACGUACAUUUCUGUGGAUUGUAGUAGCACACAGUAAAGUAGCAUGGCAAGAAAGAGAAUGGCUCUCCUACACUAAUUUUUCUAGACCCUAUUAUCUUGCUUAUUUUGGUAGCAUCCUUUGGUGCAUAAUUUUAUUGUUUGGUUUGAGUGGUGUAUUUUUAAGAUAAGUGAAUAAGUGAAUAUUAAUAAAGCAUCAGUCAGAACAUUGUCAGAUUAUCAUACCACUUGAUAACAGUUUUAAUGAGUUCAUUGUACUGUAAUUGUUACUUGUAUUAUGGGACAAGCUCAUUUACUUAUCUAUUACAUAGUAAUGAACAUUAUGCAACCUCUCAUCACAGGAGUCAUGUAUCAUCUUCUGGUAUGCAUUUCUAGUACUUCUGCAUUGCCGUGCCCCUGAAGACGUUUGCAGCCAUGGAAGAGCAUUCCUUUCUAUCUCUAGUCAUCUGCAGCAGUUCAGUGGCACUGGGCAUAUUUCCUUUCUCUAUUUUUUCUUUAUUGCUACUGUUACAUCUUUCCUCUUCAUUAAUCCAUUCUUUUUCAUAAAUUUUCUUCCCAGGAACCUGCUUGAAUUUAUUAUACAUCAUGUCAAAAUCCUCUACCUCAACACAUUUUAUGUUGAUACA